AGCCAUUUUGGCUCAAGUCGUGUUUCCGCCGUCUUCGGCCGCGCGGGACCUCUUGGAAUGGCUGCGGGAGGGGGCUCAGCAGCGCCACUGCGGGGCGCAGCUGGAGCCCGUGCGGCGGCGGAUCGUUUGGUCGCGAGGCUGCAGCGGCAGCUCGCGGACGCCGACCGCCGCAGGUUGGAAGCCGAGGAGGCCAUCGACACGCUCGUCGGCGACGCGGAGGUCGGCGCGCGCAUCCGCUGCCUGCUGCCAGCUCUGGCGGCUUUGGUGGCUGGACGGGCGCCGACCUGGUUGCAGAAGCUGCGCCGCAACUUCGCGCUGCACGCCGCGGCGCCGGGUGCGCGGAUCCUGGUGGCCAAGGCUGCCGAGCUCCGCGCCGCUCAGCAGGGGCCGAGGCUGGAGCGCGCCGCAGUGGCGACUGGAGCUUCCGACGACGUGGAGGACGGGGACACGGUCGAGAGCAGCUGGGCGGAGGUGCUGGCUACCCGUGGGGCUUCCGGGGCUCUCGAGACCCAGGAUCCGCGGGCGGGAGGCGGCUUGCCCUUUCAUGCUCGGGUGUUCCACGUGGCCGAGUUGGAGCCGAGGCUCCUGGCGCAGGCCGAUGCCCUGGCGGCAGAGCGCGCUCCGCGGCCAGGGCUGGGAGGUCAGGGAGGCACUGGUCUGCAAGACCUCCCCGACGCCCAAGGGCAGCUGCACGGAGCCACCCCAGAGGGCCUAGUACCUGGGGGCUUGGGAACAUUUCCCAUCUGUUCUGACAAGGAGGCUAUUCCCGCGGGCCCAGGGCUGGCGCCUGGCAUGUGGCACACCUCCGAGCCGUUGGCGGAGGCGGAGGCCUUCGUCCAGGGGUGGGCGGCGGGCUGGCGGCUGGCCGAAGGAGCCUCUGAGUCGUUCGGCCCCGAGCGGCUGGAGGCGGCAGAGCAGGACGACGAGGUGGCGGACCUUGCGCAUCACAGCGUUGAGGGCGCCUCCACCUGCGUUUCCGAAGAGUUCGUCACCGCCAGCGGCCUCGCCGACAGCUUCGGCGCGGAGGCCAUGGGCGCGGCGGACCCUGAGGAGGGGCAGGACGUCGCGGCGCACUUCAGCAAGCAGGCGGCGGCGGCGCACGGACCCAGCGCCGAUCUCGCGGAGCUCUUCACCUGCUUCGAAGAGAUGCUAGGGGUCGGUGUAUCCGUGAGCUCCGCCAGCCAGGCUGACGUGCAGUUGAUUCGGCACCCCAGCAAACUGUCGGGCACCGCAUGUGAGACCGCGCAGCUCUUCGACCCGAUCGAGGAGCCCGAGUCUGGCGAAGCGGAGCCCGAAGGCAAGCAGGCAGAGGCUGUGCACGGCGCAGCGGUGCCCAAGGUGCGGGAUCUGGAGUGCGCCCGCCUCGAGAGGGCGCUGGAGGCCCAGGUCCUGCUGUUCGAAUCGCUCGAGUCAGAGCGUGCCUCGCCGCGACGGCUGGACCCACAGCGAGAAGCUGUGAGAGCGGCGCUCGCGGCCCUGGAGCACGCCAGGCGACAGGGCGACUCGUGAAGGUGGUCGUGGGCAUCGUGCGGCCGCUAGACGUGCCUUGCCCUCUCGCCCUCCUUCCCCCUUGUGGAAUUGAAUGCAUGACCACGCGCCUGCUCGCGGGUGCUCGAAGAGUUUUUUUUUAAUGCCCUUACCGUACCAGCUGUGCCACACUGCUUGCCUGAUAGACGUGGACGUUGUGCCGGUCGAGGCGGCCUUCUCGAUGGCGAAAGCGGCGGAGAGGAGCCUGCGCCUUGCCCAUUCGGAGCCCGCUUAGGCGUCGGUCCGCGACCCGCGGCGGCGGCGGAGCGGAUGCUGCUCGCAAGCCACGGGGCGCUC
Molecule: messenger RNA, 1824 nt
Organism: Prorocentrum cordatum
Lineage: Eukaryota; Dinophyceae; Prorocentrales; Prorocentraceae
Source: the annotation of a GenBank genome assembly